AUGGCUGCUCCUAAUCCUCGACCGGAACCUCAACCACUUAACAGACCAGUCAACGAUGAGAUGUUGAUGAAACGUGAAAAUACGGCGGAGAAUGUACGUGCUACGUAUUUCGAAGCUGGUCUUGGAGCUUGUGGAUGGUGGAAUAGUAACGAUGAUCAUAUCAUCGCUCUCAACUCUGCGCAGUUCAAUAACGGAGAACAUUGCGGUAAAUGGUUGGGAAUUUGGAACCCUGAAACGCAAAACAUCCAAUAUGGUUAUGUGGCCGAUGAAUGUCCAAGUUGCGGUUGGGGUGAAUUAGAUCUUUCGCCAAGCCUCUUCGGAGCUCUUUCUAACGACAACUACGACGAAGGGGUUUUCAACAUGAAUUGGUGGUGGACCGGUUAA
Molecule: messenger RNA, 384 nt
Organism: Tremella mesenterica DSM 1558
Lineage: Eukaryota; Fungi; Basidiomycota; Tremellomycetes; Tremellales; Tremellaceae
Exons: 3
Coding region: 1-384 (127 amino acids)
Source: RefSeq, a predicted model, not a curated record